Molecule: messenger RNA, 759 nt
Organism: Nematocida ausubeli
Lineage: Eukaryota; Fungi; Microsporidia
Exons: 1
Coding region: 1-759 (252 amino acids)
Source: RefSeq, a predicted model, not a curated record
AUGAAAGAUACAAUUGUAUACAAACUGAAAGAAAAAUCUGGCAACCAUAGAUCCAACUUAGACUCCAUUUCGAAUACUAAAGCCUCUGCGACUAAAGAGCCCAAAAAUUCUAAAAAAGACACUAAAGCUCAAGAAAAUAGUGUAUAUAUGGACGGCAACCCGUCUAUUGAUUCUAAUAUACAUAUAAAACAUAUAGAAGCUGAAAAACCUGUAGUAAAUGUAGAAGAUAUUCAGAUUAUAAAACCUAUGCCAAUUAAAAAUACUCUAAAGCUAAUAUUUCUAAGAGAAGAAACAGCCAAACCAACUCAAUCUACUCCAUGUGAAGCUGGUUUUAUGCAACUAAACAAUUUAUACACAGAAUCUACAGGAAAUACAAGACUUAUAGGAUACUCUGCAUUUGCUGAAUAUAAAAAUCCUAUAAAACAAACAAUCCAGAGAGAAGAAAAUACUAGAGACCAAGCUACUCCAUACGAUAAUUAUUAUUUGCAACCAGACAGUCAUUCUAUAGAAAUUCUAGAAAGAGCACUAAUAGAGGAGAAUACUAGAGACCAAUCUACUCCAUACGAUAAUUAUUAUGUGCAACCAGAUGAUGGUCGCUUAUGGAAUAGGCAUAAAAUGAUUGGUUACUCUCUAGUGUUUUGCUGUAUUCUUGUUUUUCUUGUUUUUGUCAUCUGUAAAAAUAAUUCUAGUUUGAAUAUCCCUAAUGCAGAAGAUUCUUUAAAUGGGUAUUUAAGUAUGGACAGUCAACUAUUAGUAUAA